Molecule: messenger RNA, 3028 nt
Organism: Linum trigynum
Lineage: Eukaryota; Viridiplantae; Streptophyta; Magnoliopsida; Malpighiales; Linaceae
Source: the annotation of a GenBank genome assembly
CUGUAUUUGAGUUCUCAAUAGUAACAAACACCACUUUUCAUUUAUCUUGCAAUUUCAUCAAAUUUCAAGGGAAGGGAAGUUUCAAAACACAAGAAAAAAAAACAACAAAUGCCAAGGGGCAAGGGAAUUGAGUUAGGUAAGGCUUUGACCUCUGAAACGGGAAACUAAAUGCCCAUGUAUCUGUCAACUGACGCAAGUGACAGUCCGACGUGGCGCAAUACUGUCACGCUAAAGCGAGUCAAAGAAACAGAUACUCUCUGUCUUGCUGGGACGAGAAUGGCUGGAUUCCACUUUCAUGCUCGCGUUACCGUUACGGCGUCAGCCAGCCGUCAGUCCCCCGGCUUUAAACCCUAAUAAAACCGAUCAGCAGCGGAAUCCGGGGAAAAAAAAAUUGACGGCUCUGAUGUCAGAGAGUGUGUUCCGGUGCGGUCGCGCGUAGGGUGUACUCCUGCGCAAUUACCAAAUCAGAACGGUUGAGGAUAACAGUGGAGCGGCUUUGGGGGUUUAGGGGAGGAGAAAAAGGAAAGCAAAAAGAGGAAAAGCCCUCUCUCUUUCUCGUUUUGGGACUUGGUGAAGAGUGAUUACUGAAAAAAGCCUCAGCUCUCUCUUUUUCUCUGCGUCGCCUGCGUAGAUCUGAUCUCCUCCUUUCCCGUAUCCCCCUCCCGCCGCCGCCGCCGCCGCGUUCCUACUCUCCGCCGCCACGGUGGUGCUUACUCAGAGCUCCGUUCAUCCGUCGUCUUUCUGUCUGUCCUUUGUUCCGUUAUUUUUUUUUAAUUAAUUUCUUUCUUGUCGCAAAACCCCUCGCGCGGCUCUUUUUUUUCUUUUCACGUAUAUAUAUAUAAAUAUAAGUACCGCAAUAAACCCUAAGGAGGGUUUUCUGGUUUGACGGGCGCCGCACCUCUCCCGACUUCUCCACCUUAUCUACCGAUCCCUUCCGAUCUACCAGCGAGCCGGAAUUCUUGGUUUUGUUCUCUCUCUCUUUUGUUGGUGGAGGAGGAGGAGCAGCAGCCACACCGCUAUAGCUAUGGCCGCUCCGUACCCGGGACCCGUCUCUGCUAUUCAGGUGGGGUCGUACUUUGUUGGUCAGUACUACCAAGUUCUUCAGCAGAAGCCCGAUCUCGUUUAUCAGUUCUACUCCGAAGCCAGUACCAUGAUCCGCGUAGAGGGAGAUGACAGCGAGACUGCCUCGACAAUGCUGCAUAUCCAUAAUAUUAUCAUGUCUCUGAAUUUCACUGCCAUAGAGAUCAAGACCAUCAAUUCUCUCGACUCUUGGAAUGGAGGUGUUAUGGUGAUGGUUUCUGGCUCCGUUAAAACCAAGGAAUUCAGCGGCAGGAAGAAGUUUGUGCAGACUUUUUUCCUGGCUCCUCAGGACAAGGGUUAUUUCGUUCUCAAUGAUAUUUUCCAGUUCAUUGAUAGUGAAAUCAUCUACCAGCAGCAUCCUGUUUCUACUACACCUGAAAACAUCUACCAACAGCACUCAGCCCCUAGCACCGCUGAACACAUCUACCAGCAGCACUCAGCCCCUAGCACAACUGAACACAUCUACCACCAGCAUCCAGAUUCAGCGGCUCCUGAGUCAAUUUAUCAGCAACACAUAUCAGAGGAUACUUUUGAUCCUCAUCAAAAUGCUUCUGCUAGUCUCCUUGAGCACCCAGUGUCUGACUACGCUUUGGAGGAAGAAGCUAGAGAUUAUGUGAAUUCGGUUCACAUAGAAGAUACUCCAGUUGACAAGUACAGCAUUCCAGAACUUCAACAUCAAGACUUCGAGGAUGAUAUCCCUGUGGAUGAAACAGUUGAGGAGGAGACACCAUACCAGGGUGCUGUGGAAGUUGUGCACGAACCUUCAGCAUCUGCAGUGGAGGAAGCUGAGGGAGAACCACAAAAGAAAACUUAUGCAUCUAUUCUAAGAGUUGCCAAGGGGCCAUUUUCAUCAGUAGCUGCUCAGCAACCUGUUACUAAGAGUGCCCCAGCUUCUUCUGAUUGGAAUCAUAUGUCGGUGCCCAAUGCCCAGCAGUCAGGCGCAGGGUUGUCAGUUUUGCCCGAGGCUGCAAAUGAUAAAGCAGAUGACGGUUUGGAACUUGAUGAAGGUGAACCUAAAUCUGUUUAUGUGCGCAACUUGCCUUCUGAUAUUAGUGCUGCAGAAAUCGAACAGGAGUUCAGAAACUUUGGUAGAAUCAGGCCUGAUGGUGUCUUCGUCAGGAACCGAAAAGACGUAAUUGGUGUGUGCUAUGCUUUCGUCGAGUUUGAAGACCUUGCGAGUGUUCAAAACGCAAUAAAGUCAUCUCCCAUACAACUGGCUGGGAGACAAGUCUACAUCGAGGAACGGAGACCGACUGCUGGGGGCAUUGGCGCUCGUGGCGGAAGAGGAAGGGGAAGGGGCAGAGGUGGGUACCCCAUGACCGAUGCCCCGAGGGGCCGCUACGGUGGUGCUGGCGGCCGUGGUUUGGGCAGAGCGGGUACCCAAGAUGGCGAAUACAACAACAAUAGCAGUAGAUCGAGGGGCAAUGGUUACUCGCAGCGCGUGUCGCGAUGAACCGGAAGUGGGAUGAGAUGGGAUGGUUUGGCCUAGCUAGAAUCUGAAGCUCUGCUCUUGAGUUGCUCCGUUUCUUGAUUGGAACAGUUUGUUUCACAAUCAUAUACACCGGCUGAAACCCAUGUUUUUUUUUUUUGGUCUUGUCUUUUUGGUCUUGGCGGAGGCUGUGGUGUAUUUGGUCAAAUCUUUGUUUGUGUGGGAUUCCUUAGAAACUCUUUUACUUGCUUUUAAUUAGUACCCCGAGUGUUGCUCUGUUUUUGGUUGAUGGCGGUGUUUGAGAUGCAUGAUAUUAUCUCCUCCUUUGAGUACAUUUUUUCCAUUAAUCUAAUUCAAGUGGGAGAUUCUUUCUACCUUAAGUUGUUGAUUAGUUUUUACUAACACUAUUCAGUAAAUGUAUUUGCACACAAACCACAUUGUUUUCUGUCGCACAAAAAGCUUUCAGGUGCCUUUUCGGUGAGAUUAGAGCACCCACAUUAAUAAAAUUGUAAAAUUAAU